Coffea eugenioides is the source of this 1379-nucleotide messenger RNA. Its product is annotated as suppressor protein SRP40-like. The coding region runs from base 242 to 1153 and encodes 303 amino acids. The transcript is spliced from 2 exons. The record is from RefSeq and is a predicted model, not a curated record. NCBI's taxonomy places the organism in Eukaryota, Viridiplantae, Streptophyta, Magnoliopsida, Gentianales, Rubiaceae.
CAUCUCUGUCUCUCUCACACUCUCUCUCCCCCCUCUGAUUAUUCCGUUUCUCAUCAUUUCUCUCUCUCUCUCUCAAGUCGCAGUUCCCUAUAUAAUCCUCUCCUCUCUUUCUUAAGACCCUCCUUGUCCUACGUUUCUAUCUCCAUCUACGUAUGCGUAGAGAAUUCUGUGUCUAUAGCAUACUCCUGUAAGUUUUGGAACUUCUUCGUUCGUUUUGUUCUUCUAGUUAGAGAUACCGGCGAUGUCAAUCGUGGUGGAGAGGGGCAAUAGUAAUACGACUGGUACUACGACUGCGACUGCGGCCUCUACCGCGGCUGCUGCCAAUCAUAUUAAUGGUAAUAGUUACGGGCUUGAUCAUCAUCUGAUCGGACGGUCUGGACUUGGUGGACAGAGAGUGACGUGUUUCUCGAUGUAUGCUAAUGGAAAUAAGCCGCCGGCACCGGAGUUAGGGGCAGCCGGCGCCGGAGUUGGAGCGGGGAGGAAGGAGGUGGAGGAAGAGGAUGAGGGUCGGAGUGGGGAGUCAUCGUCGUCGACUUCUUCGAUUGGGAGGAAUAGUGAUGAGGAGUCAUCGGCUGGACGGUCGUCGGAAGCCGGCGACGGUGAGGAGGUGCAGAGUGAGUAUAAAGGCGGAGCUUUGGAUAGUCUCGAGGCGUUAGAGGAGGUCUUGCCUAUCAAGAGGAGCAUAUCACAAUUUUAUUGUGGUAAAUCCAAGUCUUUUACCAGCCUAUCAGAUGCUGCAAAUUGUUCGUCCAUGAAAGAUAUUGUAAAGCCAGAAAAUUCUUACACCAGGAAACGCAAAAACUUGCUUGCCUGUAAUAAUUUCUGGGAUAAGAAUCGCAAUGGCAUUAGAAGAAAUAACAGCGGUGGGAUAUCAAAGAGAGCAGCAGGCUCUAGAAGUUCAUUGGCUCUUGCAGCAUCCAUGGGCUGUACCGAGAGCAGCAAUAACAGCGAUAGCUCCAACUCAAAUUCACCAUCUCGUGGCAUUUGUCUUCCUCCUUUGCCACCACAAGCAAGAAGAUCACUGUACAAUGACUCAUUGUCACCUCCGGGACAGAAGUUUUCUCCUUGGAGGUCCUUCUCUUUAUCUGAUCUGCAAGGUGCAACUGCAACCCCAAGCAUCUCUGGGAUAAUGGUCAAUAAUAGACACGUAUAGGACAGUUGAGUCAAUGAUCUUAUGUGUUUUUCAUUGUCACCCUAUGAAUCUAAUUUGGAUAUAUGUUCAUGGAGGUGGAAAUCUUUGUAAGCGCUUUGUACUUAUCAUCAUAGAUGUACCGACUUCUGGCCAGCUUCAAAAUGUAACUGAUAUGCUAUUGUCAUAGCAGUCGCUCCUUUGACAAGCAUUUAGUUUGUUAUAUAUAUGAAGUCUUAUUCCCAUAAUA